Ectocarpus sp. CCAP 1310/34 is the source of this 1981-nucleotide messenger RNA. The record is from the annotation of a GenBank genome assembly. NCBI's taxonomy places the organism in Eukaryota, Phaeophyceae, Ectocarpales, Ectocarpaceae.
AUGGGAUAGUCAACGAGUUCAUGAAGUUUGGGGGGAAGGGGAUGAUCCAGCUGAUGGGGGGGGUUGUGAACUUGUUUAAGAAAGGAGACAAGACUGACCCAGGAAACUACAGGGGGAUCACACUGUUGAACACAGUAGGAAAAGUGUUCUGUAAGCUGCUGAACGAUAGGAUAGUGGGAGUAUUGGAGAAGGAACAUAGCAUUAGUGAGGGCCAGGCAGGUUUCCGCAAGAAGAGGGGGUGCGUAGACCACGUGUUCACGGUAGGGAGAAUCAUCCAAGGUAGAAAGAGGGCGGGAAAGCCGACGUACUGCUUCUUCCUGGACGUGAAAAAGGCAUACGACACCGUGUGGAGAAAUGGGUUGUGGAAACAACUGUCCAAAUACGGGAUCAAGGGGAAAAUGUGGAGAGUGCUGAAGAAGAUGACAGAGUGUACGAAAAGCGCGGUCAUGCUAGACGGAGAACUGUCUAAAUUCUUCGACAUUGAGCAGGGGGUCCCACAAGGUUGCACGCUGUCCCCAACAUUGUUCCAGGUGUUCAUCAACGAUCUGUUGGAAGUCGUAGAGGCAGUCCGGAAGGGAGUAAAAGUAGGGGACACGGAAACGUCGGUUUCAGGAAUGCUGUUUGCGGAUGAUUUUGUCGGUAUGUCGGACACCCCUGAGGGACUGCAACUGCAAAUUGACGCGGCGAAGAAGUUUACUGAUAAGUGGAGAUUGUCUGCCAACGUUCAGAAGAGUGCCGUCAUGGUAUGCAACGAGAACAAGGAGGAACCAGUAGAACAUAGAUGGAAGUGGGGGAUCGAGGAGAUUGCAGUAGUGGACCAGUACACAUACCUUGGAGUAGAGAUCGCAAAAGACUGCUCGUGGAAUGCACACAUGUCCAAGGUAGCGGAAAAGGGCAAAGCACGAGCAGGGAAGCUGCACCCAAUACUCGCAAACCGGCACCUCGAUACACGCAUCAAAUUGACGGUUUUGAAGAGCGUAAUCGUACCGCCGCUAGAGUACGCCGGAGUAGUAUGGCAAGGAAAUAAGAAGGUAGAGAAAGAACUCGAGGCGGCCCAGAUGAAAGCAGCGAAAAUCAUCCUUGGAUGCUCCAAGCGCACAAGUAAUGCAGCCGUCAGGGCAGAAUUGGGGAUCCAACCCCUACGGUUGGGAAGAGCCGCAAGGAAGCUGACAUGGCAGUAUCGCAUGUGCGGGAUGGGAGAAAAGAGGUUGCCGAGAAUAGUAUGAGAGGCGAAGUGGGCAAGCAAAAAGAGGGGUAGACAACCCACGGAAUGGAUCAAGGUUGUAGAGGACCUGUGGAAGGGGUUCGAAAUCGACGAAGAUGAACGCUGGAAACGGAGGGUCUACAGGGGUUCAAGGAGAAGAUAUCUGUUGCUUGUGCCGAGAAGAAGAAUAAAAUCUGAGGAAAGAAACCAAGGAUAAGGAGGGUCUAGAAGUGUACGGAAUGUUGAUGAAGGAAGGAAAAGGGUACAAGGAUCACCCACAUGGAUUAAUGGAUGCAAGGACAAAGCUUAAGGUCAAAUUCAGGACCGGGGACAUAAGCCUUCGAGGACGUCGACGAAGACAUAGGACGGUAGACGACGAAGACGAUAGGUUCAGAUGUGAUUGCGGAUCCGAGUGCGAAGACGGGGUUCACGUAGUCGCGGAAUGCCAGUUGUACGAAUAGGAGAGGGAAGCGUACAUCACUGAGCUGGAAAAAUGAAGGGGUGUACAGGGAGAUGUUUGAGGCAUGUAAGAGAGAGGGGAAGACCGUAGCUGUACUGGGGCGUAGGAAGUGGUUUGACAAGGCGGCAAGUGAUAUCGGUAGAAGGGAUAUCGUUAGGAUAGACACACUAGGGAAGAUAUUUUUGAGCCACCUUUGGCAAAGUAGGAAGGAACGAUUUGUCAUCGGUGAUCGGUCCUGUGGGAACAAUGAUCCGUCCUGUCGAGGACGCGUGGUCAAUGGUCUAACCGCUAAGGCAUGCAAACAUAAGAGUACGCCC